AUGAACCAUAAAUUGGUAAUUACCUUAACACUUUGCUAUGUAAUUUACAUAUGCAAGAGCAAUGCUAUUGAUCCAUGUUCAUCUCAACCAGAUAACUCCGAUCUCAACGUGAUUCCUAUGUAUGGAAAAUGCUCACCAUUCAACCCACCAAAACCAGAUUCAUGGGACAACAGAAUCAUAAACAUGGCCUCCAAAGACCCAGCCCGAAUGAGCUACUUAUCAACAUUAGUAGCCCAGAAAACCGCCUCUUCAUCUCCCAUCGCUUCGGGCCAGGCUUUUAACAUCGGCAACUACGUUGUCCGUGUCAAAAUCGGAACACCAGGUCAACUUCUGUUCAUGGUUCUUGACACAAGUACCGAUGAGGCUUUUGUCCCUUCCUCCGGCUGCACCGGUUGUUCCGCUUCCGCCACAAUUUUCUCCCCGAACUCCUCCACUAGUUAUGUCCCGUUGGAUUGUUCCGUUCCACAAUGUGGUCAGGUCCGUGGGCUUUCAUGCCCAGCCACAAGCUCCGGCGCGUGUUUAUUCAACCAAUCUUACGCCGGUUCUUCUUUCUCUGCCAUACUCGUUCAAGAUUCACUUAGAUUAGCUAAGGAUGUUAUUGCUAACUACUCUUUUGGAAGCAUUAAUGCUAUCUCGGGUGCUUCGAUUCCGGCCCAAGGGCUUUUGGGCUUGGGCCGUGGGCCGUUAUCUUUAUUAUCUCAAUCCGGAUCAAUUUACUCAGUUAGAGACGAGUUUAGGAAACAAGUGACAGGACCAUUUUCAAGCUUAGGAGCAUUCGACACGUGUUUCGUGAAAACUUAUGAAACAUUAGCACCAGCUGUUACGUUGCAUUUCACGGAUUUGGAUCUGAAAUUGCCAAUGGAAAAUAGUUUGAUUCAUAGCAGUUCUGGUUCGUUGGCUUGUCUUGCAAUGGCAGCUGCACCGAGUAAUGUGAACUCUGUGUUGAAUGUGAUUGCUAAUUUUCAGCAACAGAAUUUGAGGGUUUUGUUUGAUACCGUGAAUAGUAAGGUUGGUAUUGCCCGUGAGGUUUGUAACUAG
Molecule: messenger RNA, 1038 nt
Organism: Vicia faba (fava bean)
Lineage: Eukaryota; Viridiplantae; Streptophyta; Magnoliopsida; Fabales; Fabaceae
Source: the annotation of a GenBank genome assembly